AUGAGUGGCGACACGUUAUAUGCAGCUCCUAGGAAGCACAACGUGGCUAAAAUGCGUUGUCACGACUAUUUGUAUGAUUCGGCGUUCAUAGUAUCAGGCGCUCGCGACUACGCGCGCACCGCUUUCAGAGCAGCCAUGGCGUCCGCCCAAGUUGUGUUACAGCCAGUUUAUGACUGUAUGUUCUCGGAGAUCAGCCUACGGCCCAGAAUGCAAGUCGUGUACCAUCCCAACUGCCGUCUUCCAAACCACGUGGACCGGUCCUACGAAGGGUACCUAAACCGGGUCGAGGAAGCCAAGAACGUACCAACUCCUGAGUUCAGCGGCAAAGAUUCUUAUAAAUAUACUGCGGCGCCGAAGAAAGUGAUGUCCUUACCGUCGACCACUCCUGACUUCCGUCCGAACACGCCAAUCUGUCUUCCUCAGGGGCCCACCAAGCCUCGACAUAGAGGCACACAAAGCAUGUUCAGAGAGUCAUCAGCUCAGACUGUACCGUGGCAGCCUGAUGGAAAAGCUGCUGAAAAUUGCGAGGAAACUCCUGAAGUGUUGUUCCUUGAUAAAUUAGAAUGGGGUCCCGGCAGUCCAUACCGCGUGGGAGACUUACCAGCCGAUUUCUAUACCACAGCCAUUAUCAACAAGAUGCGUCACGCGCGUACAUGGAUGGAGCUGGUGGAGAGCGGCAAGUUCCCUCGCUGGAUGAAGAAGCGAGAUGCCAUCAUCAAUGAUGUCGUCAUGAAGGACUGGAUGUUCAGGGAGGCGGAGAUAGACGAGCUCCAAGACAUCAGACUGGAACUGCUGCACCGCCUGCAGGCUGAGCAGCGAGAGAAGCAAGCCAACAGGACCAGCACGAAGCUCGCCAAGCUGUGGGCGCUCAAGAAGCACGAGAUGGAGAGGAAGGUCAGCCAUAUACGGAAGACCAGGGAUCGAGAGCUACGCAAACUAGUAGCCCUCCACGAAGGAGGGGGUCGAGCAGGCCUCGUGGCUCGCAUGCAAACAGCACGAGGCGCGGGCUGCAUGACCUCGCAGUCGAGAGACCCCACGUCGGACCUGCACGCGCCGCUCGCGAGGCACGGCUACCAGGCGCGCAGAAGACACGCGGAGAUACAAUACGAUCCGACGCUGUUGUCUCUAGAAGACCACAAGGCGCUUGCAGAGCCACCACCCUGGCUGGAGACUUGCGGCAAAGACCUGAAGAAGACUUGCUCCGGCCACCAGCUGACGCGAGACCCUAACGUGCUCUGUGAACGGCAGACCAAGUGGAGUGAGCAGUUCUUGGAGAACCUUCAUAAUGAUCUGAAGAAGGCCCGUCUAGGAGCCGCAAAGAUGACAGCAGGUCCUCUCCACGUGCUGAAAUCCCGCAAAGAACACGUGGUGGCCAGGCCGAAGACUCCUGAAGUGGAAUCCUUGGAUGACCUCGAGGAGUCCGCUCACCAAGCCGCUUUGAUACUCCAGAGGAUCAUUAAAGGACGCGCUGUGCAGAACUUGAUGUACGAAGGUCGUACCAGAGCUGCAGAGCUGACAGAGGAACUGAAGACCACACAUGGUCUCCAGAAGGAAGACAGAGUGAGGAUCUCCAGCGAAGAGUCUAAGGCCAGAGAGUUUAAUGCCAGGAGGACCGAGACUGAACUUAAAGAAGACACAAUAUCAGCGCUAGUAGACGAGCUGUGUGGUGGUGCCGUGUCUGCAGCUCUGGACUUUUUGGAGAAGGAGCUGCGAAGGCUGAAGGAGGAGAGGAGGCAGCAUGCCUUCCUGCUCAUCGCUUUACGUGAGAAGACUAUGCGUGAGGCAGCCGAGGCCGGCAGGAGACAGAAAGAGGAGCACCGCCGAAGGGAACACGACGAGAUGUUCAGACAGAUCUUAGGCGUCACCCAAGGCACGGUAGACGCGUACCUCCAAGAGAUAAUAAGCGAGGGAGUAGAACUAGCUGCCGAGGAAGACGCCGCCACGAGGGCGAAGGCCCAAGCCCACAAGUACCACGAGACCCUCAUUGAGACCACCGACUUAUCCACAGCUAGUACCAAUGAGUUGGUAGCUGAAUUAGUCCAGCAAUUCCUCCUGCCUCACUCGACUAAGACGGCCACGAGGCACCGCAUUACUAUGAUGCAGAACGCGAGGCUUGAGACCGCUAGAAGCACCAUAUUCGGCCUCAUUGAGAGCGCCGAGAGGAAGAAGGAUAAAUGCAACCUAUGCGGCGAGCCUCUGGACCAGGACUGUCGCUGCCGCUUCUGUCCCAUCAAGGUUGAACCCAAGGAGACCGAGCACAGACACGAUCCUCGCUGGAAACGCGCUAGAAGUAAGUCUCGACCAGAGCCCCCGGUUAAGACGCCGUCCGAGAGGUACCCGAUAUCCCAUGAGAUGAGAUGCAUGCUACGAGACAUGCUGGAUGACGUUGUGAAGAAAUCACGUCAUGACCGUGCUGAAGAGUUGGACACUAAACGCGAAUUCCAAGGUCUUCUGGGAGACCGCAUGGAGAUCACUCUUGAUGUCAAACAUAUUCUGGAGAUCGGUCCCAAAGAACUGCCGUCAGCUAUAAGAAAGCGCACGGAAGUGAAGGUGCCGACUCCAGAGGAGGACGAGCCGUGCCGCUGUGGCGAAGAAGCAAGGACCACCAAGCCUACUAUCAAAUUCGGACUCAGUACAAUGACUCCUGAGGAGAAGAAGAAGUUGCUACCCUCAGAAUUGAGGGAACUGGAACAGGUGAAGAAAUGCAAGUGUGACUCCGAGAUGGAAGAAGACAAUCUAGUAGACGACACGACGACAGACUACACGACGGAGUUCACCAGCUCCACCUACGGGGACGAGGAGGCUCUCGGAGAGAUUGAGGAGGAGAACUGAACGAAAUAUACAAUCUAUACUAAUAUUAUAAA
Helicoverpa zea (corn earworm) is the source of this 2864-nucleotide messenger RNA. Its product is annotated as cilia- and flagella-associated protein 91-like. The transcript has 23 exons. Bases 1 to 2832 code for a protein of 943 amino acids. The record is from RefSeq and is a predicted model, not a curated record. Lineage: Eukaryota; Metazoa; Arthropoda; Insecta; Lepidoptera; Noctuidae.